Messenger RNA from Penicillium pulvis, 687 nucleotides. RefSeq lists its product as uncharacterized. Lineage: Eukaryota; Fungi; Ascomycota; Eurotiomycetes; Eurotiales; Aspergillaceae. Bases 1 to 687 code for a protein of 228 amino acids. Gene Ontology annotation, molecular function: acyltransferase activity, transferring groups other than amino-acyl groups. The record is from RefSeq and is a predicted model, not a curated record. The transcript is spliced from 2 exons.
AUGCUUAUCAUUAGAGGAGCAAAUGUCUCCGAUGCUGGCCGUAUCGCCGAGAUAUACGUCCAUGCAAUGAGCAUCAACCCCUUUCUCAUAUUUGAAUUUCCCACGCCAGAAUCUCGCAAGGUGUUGAUUCAUUCGUUGACAGAGCGAACAGUCGAUGAGCUUGAGACAAACCCAGACUCGGUACUCGUCGGUCAGGAUAGCAAUGGCAAUGGCGAAAUUGUCGGCUUUCUCAAAUGGACGCUCUAUGAAUGCUCGGAUGUCGGUAAAUCCGGCAGUGAUCCUGCUCCAGCUGUCAGCGAAUUUCACGCAAAGUAUCUCUCUGAAACAGCUGCAGCGCGGGAAAAGCACAUGAGAGAUCAUUCUUUUAUUCGUCAAUGUGACGUCAAUUUGUUGACCGUGGUAUCCGUCGGACUAGAUUUAAACUACCUUGCAAUCUCGCCAGAGGCUCAAAACCAAGGCGUCGCUCGCUCCUUGAUUGGUCGGAUUACAGACAUAGCUUCAACAAGACAAAUACCAGUCUAUCUCGAGGCCACAAUGAAUGCAGUAAAGCUCUAUGAAAAAUUUGGAUGGAAGGAAAUCGAAAGUAUACAUAUUCUGAUUCCCGAGAAGAAGGGUGAACCGGCGACGAAAGAUUACGAAGAAAUAUGCAUGGUGUGGCACCCUUUAGGAGCACAAGAAAUCAAUUAA